This is a messenger RNA of Paramecium octaurelia, 177 nucleotides long. NCBI's taxonomy places the organism in Eukaryota, Ciliophora, Oligohymenophorea, Peniculida, Parameciidae. The record is from the annotation of a GenBank genome assembly.
CAAAUUAAAUAUACAAUUAAUUUCCUAACCUCCAUGUCAAUAACUUUAUAAGAGUCUGAUGCAGUCAUUGGAUCAAUUGAUUUAGCUAACAACGGCAUCAUAUUGAAGGGAUUCUACCUUCCCAAAAGAUAAUGCUCCCCAUAACCAAAGAUUAUCUAUUUAAAAUCAUGACAAAUA